Messenger RNA from Aegilops tauschii subsp. strangulata, 721 nucleotides. The record is from RefSeq and is a predicted model, not a curated record. NCBI's taxonomy places the organism in Eukaryota, Viridiplantae, Streptophyta, Magnoliopsida, Poales, Poaceae.
UGGUAAUGGCCGUGGUGAUGGUCUCGGCCUUGGUGAUGGUCUUGGCCUUGGUGGUGGACUUGGCCGUGGUGAUGGACAAGCGCAAGUUCGUUAUAGAGGAAUGUUUGGAUAACUAGAUGGACCGUUUCCGUAUGUUCCUCACUAACUAUAAUGUAUCAUAUGUUCUUGUUUUUCCAUAUGUUCUUCUCUUUCAUAUUUGCUUCCAUUUGUUCUUAUUGUCCUUACUAACCAUUAUGUUCCACUCAUUGUAGGUAUGGCGGCUUCCCAACCCAACAAACCAACGAUGAAGGAGGAUGGCGAAGAUGAGAUGGCCGGAUGGUGGGAGAAGGCGGCGAAGAAGCUUAGAGAGGAGGAUGCAGCCAAGCUAAAGAAGAAGAAGGAAGAGGAGCUUGAGAAGGAGAGGAAGCGAAAACAGAGUGCGGCAAAUGCGAUGCGCGCUAGGGAGCAAGCGUUGAUGAGGCAAGUUGAGGAGGCACAGAAGAAGCGUCAACAGGAUUUUGAAGAAAGAACCAUGAAGCUUUGGGAAAUUGCAGCUAAAAAAGAAGAGAGGGACAAGCAGAUAUUCAUGGAGAGGGUGGUUAAGGAGGCUCACCUCAUAAGAAAAAGGGAGGAGGAAGAGGAAGAAGAGAGGAAGAAGAAGAAGGGAAAGGGGCCUUCCUCUACGCAAUAGAGCUAUGUCUCCUCUUCGAUUUGCUUGUGAACUACUAUGUCUCCUCUUCGA